Messenger RNA from Didymosphaeria variabile, 1290 nucleotides. Its product is annotated as mannosyl-oligosaccharide alpha-1,2-mannosidase. Gene Ontology annotation, molecular function: mannosyl-oligosaccharide 1,2-alpha-mannosidase activity; calcium ion binding. The record is from RefSeq and is a predicted model, not a curated record. The transcript has 2 exons. The coding region runs from base 1 to 1290 and encodes 429 amino acids. Gene Ontology annotation, cellular component: membrane; endoplasmic reticulum. Gene Ontology annotation, biological process: N-glycan processing; carbohydrate metabolic process. Lineage: Eukaryota; Fungi; Ascomycota; Dothideomycetes; Pleosporales; Didymosphaeriaceae.
AUGAGUCCUAAAGGUCUAGGUUGGAUCAUCGUCGAUAGUCUUGAUACGAUGAUGAUCAUGAACCUUACGUCCCAGUUGUCUGACGCCAGGAUCUGGCUACAACGAAAGCUUGACUAUGAGCAAGACCAAGACGUCAAUACCUUCGAAACCACUAUUCGUAUGCUCGGCGGUUUGCUCUCCGCACACUACCUGUCCCGAGUCCUCCCCGACAUGUCAUCGAGAAGGGAUCAAGUUUAUUUGACCAAAGCUGUUGAUUUGGCGGAUCGUCUCCUUGGCGCUUACGAUUCACCCUCUGGUAUCCCUUACGCAAGCGUCCAUCUAGCCACGCGCAAAGGCCUUGUAUCGCACGCUGAUGGCGGAGCCUCAUCCACCGCAGAGGCCACAACAUUACAACUGGAGAUGAAGUACUUGUCGAAUAUCACCGGAAAUGACAUAUAUUGGCGCAAAGCCGAGAAGGUCAUGGAAGUCAUCGACGGCAUUGGUGCGACCGAUGGUCUCGUCCCAAUCUUCGUAUCGCCCCACUCAGGCAGAUUUACGAGUAAAGAGAUCCGUCUUGGAAGUCGAGAAUAUCUUAUCAAGCAAUACCUGCAAACGUCAGAACCAAUAUACCUGGAAAUGUGGGAACAAGCUAUGAAGGGAAUUCAGAAGUACUUGAUCAUUCCUACUAAGCACGCGAAGCUCAGUAUUGUUGCCGAAUUACCGAACGGAGUCGAUGGAGGGUUGUCUCCCAAGAUGGACCACCUCGUCUGUUUUCUCCCUGGCUCUAUCGCGCUCGGUGCUACAAAUGGACUUACGGAAGCCGAAGCACGGCGUCUGCCUAGCUGGAAUGCCGACAAAGCCCAACAAAUGAAGCUGGCAAGAGAGCUGACGAAAACAUGUUGGGGCAUGUACAAGGUUACGCAGACUGGGAUCGCGCCUGAAAUCGUUUGGUUUUCUGCUGAUGAGACGAUGUUGCGCUCGGCAACUGACAGGCCUUCGUCGUCAGCUCGUAGUUCCGAUUCUGAGGCUACUUGGAAGAAGGACUACAACAUCAAACCGCUUGAUGCACAUAACCUACAACGUCCUGAGACAGUAGAGAGCCUGUUUAUAAUGUGGCGAAUCACCAAAGAUCCCAUCUACCGAGAAUGGGGAUGGCAAAUCUUCCAGGCAUUUUUGGAGUACUCGACUGUGGAAUUUGGAGAAGGAUUCUCGUCUCUUAAUGACGUGAACAAAAUUCCACCUCCUCGAAGAGAUGAUAUGGAGAGUUUCUGGCUUGUAAGUAAGACCCACGUCACAAUACGCCUUAGCUAA